Mangifera indica (mango) is the source of this 1976-nucleotide messenger RNA. RefSeq names its product pentatricopeptide repeat-containing protein At2g15690, mitochondrial-like. The record is from RefSeq and is a predicted model, not a curated record. NCBI's taxonomy places the organism in Eukaryota, Viridiplantae, Streptophyta, Magnoliopsida, Sapindales, Anacardiaceae. The coding region runs from base 382 to 1782 and encodes 466 amino acids. Gene Ontology annotation, molecular function: RNA binding; zinc ion binding; protein binding. The transcript has a single exon. Gene Ontology annotation, biological process: RNA modification.
AAUGAUAAAAUAAAAAGAUAGAAUCUUCCUUGUUCAGGGAUUCAAUUGCUAAAUAAAGUGAUAUAAUAAUUGUGGAUAGAUUUGAUAUGAUAAGAUACAAGGACCAAAGAUGAGACAGGAAUGGGAUGAAAGAGAGUAAACAAGUUAACCUAACAUGGCUUUAUCUUUCAAUAACAGAAGUAUUUUACACGUGAGCAUCGAAUAUGAACGCUGAUGCCUUGAUGAAUGGGCAGUUUAUCUUGUCCUCACAAAAUGUAUUGAAAUCCUCUCUUUUGUCCCAAGAGAUUUAAAAUCUUUUCCAGAGCAAACCGAAAAACAACUGAAGCUUGAGAUUCGGGAGGCUUAGCAUAGACACAGCUCAUAACUCACAACGAACCAACCAUGGCGUCUCCGGCUUCUCUUCAACGCGCAGGAAACUCCUUUAUACUAUCUUCUCCCUUCAAUUCUAAAAUUAAUCACCCGUUCUCGUCUCACUCCCUCACUCUCAAAUUCCCACCUACGCCAAAACGUUUAUGUGCCUAUGCAAACCGUAACUCCAAGGUCUAUCGUCGGCCCAGCGUCAAUACUCAGCGUGAUAAACAGAGGAACAAGACCAACAAUAUUCAAAUUGGGAACGACCUGUUACCUGGAAAUACAGGAAGAGAGAAUCUUGAUGUUGAUUUGAUGAAUCUGUGCAAGGAGGGUAAGUUUAAAGAAGCAAUUGAGUAUAUGGGUCGUGGUGCCUUUGCUGGUUAUGAUGUGUUCAGUGAGUUGUUGGAUUCAUGUGGGAAUUUGAGUUCGCUUGAAAUGGGAAGAACGGUUCAUGAUUUAUUAAGAAAGUCACCGUUUAGUAAUGAUACUGCAUUGAACAAUAAAUUGAUUGGAAUGUAUGGGAAAUGUAAUAAUAUCAGAGGUGCACGCAAGGUGUUUGAUCAAAUGCCUGAGAAAAAUUUGAGUUCGUGGCAUUUGAUGAUUAAUGCAUACACUGUUGAUGGAAAAGGUGACGAUGGGUUGUUGUUGUUUGACCAAAUGAGAAAAUUGAACUUUUUACCCAAUCAGGAGACUUUUGUGCUGGUCUUGGCGGCUUGUGCUAAUGCAGGGGAUGUCAAAGCAGUGUUUAUGUAUUUUGAGUUGAUGCAGAGUGAAUAUGGUAUUGUACCAGAAAUUGAGCAUUAUUUAGGAGUUAUUGAUGUUCUAGGGAGAGCUGGUCAUUUGAAUGAAGCUGAGGAAUUCAUUGAAAAAAUGCUGUUUGAGCCUACAGCAGAAGUAUGGGAGACUCUUAGAGAUUUUGCUAGAAUUCAUGGAGAUGUUGAACUUGAAGAUCAUGCGGAGGAGUUAUUGAUUGAUCUUGAUCCUUCCAAGGCCACUGUUAACAAGAUCUCAUUGCCUCCAAGGAAGAAGCAAUUUGCAACUAAUAUGCUUGCGGAGAAGGAUAGAGUGAGUGAAUAUCGGUGUACAGAGCUCUAUAAAGGAGAGGGAUAUCAGAAUGUGAAAGGCUUGAAUGGACAGAUGAGAGAAGCGGGUUAUGUGCCGGACACAAGAUAUGUGCUACACGACAUUGAUGAAGAGGCAAAAGAGAAGGCCUUGCAAUACCAUAGUGAGCGUUUGGCCAUUGCUUAUGGUUUGAUCAGUACUCCGGCUAGGAUGCCUCUUAGGAUAAUGAAGAACCUUAGAAUUUGCGGCGACUGCCACAAUGCAAUAAAGAUCAUGUCCAAGAUUGUUGGAAGAGAGCUAAUUGUUAGGGAUAACAAGCGGUUUCAUCAUUUCAGGGAUGGCAAAUGCUCCUGCAGGGAUUACUGGUAAGGCUGUUGAAACCAUACUCAACCCAUGUGCUAGACUAGCUUCCUAUAUGAUAUUAGUCUUCUUUGGAGUGUACAUUUCUGAGUGAAGGAAAACUAGACCAUAUUUUGAUGCUGUACAUUAUGCUUGUACUUAAGAUUCGUUUUAAUAGAAAUCAGAUGGAAUGACAAACCUAGUUUGUGUUUUGCGAUGUAUGC